Melanaphis sacchari is the source of this 5250-nucleotide messenger RNA. RefSeq names its product formin-J-like. Gene Ontology annotation, molecular function: actin binding. The coding region runs from base 109 to 5112 and encodes 1667 amino acids. NCBI's taxonomy places the organism in Eukaryota, Metazoa, Arthropoda, Insecta, Hemiptera, Aphididae. Gene Ontology annotation, biological process: cellular component organization. The record is from RefSeq and is a predicted model, not a curated record. The transcript has 23 exons.
GUGUUGUUAUUACCAAAAAAAUAAAAAAAUCAGAAAUUAUUUUGAUACCGCAAUAAUAACAAAAGUAUUGUUCGGAAUGGCUGCUCGGAAGAGUACUAUAAUCUAGACAUGGAGUCUAGAAUAGGACUUGAUUACAUCGUUGAAAACCCAGAGUAUACAGCAAAACUAGCUACAGCUCUUGACACUAACAAUGUUACUGUGAAAAAGCAAGUAUUGGAGUUGUUGUCUGCAUUAUGUGUUUAUAAUUUAGAAGGCCAUGCCAGAGCACUUGAUACCCUUCAACAUUACAAGGACCAAAAGAAUGAAAGGUACAGAUUACAAAUCGUUGUUCGUGAAUUGCAAUGGGCUCUAUCUAAAGGCCAAGAAACAGCAGACUAUCAAACAGCUAUUGUGGCAUUUAUCAACUGCCUCAUCAUAUCUACGCCACAGCUUCGAGACCGGAUAAGAAUCAGGAAUGAAUUUAUUGGUCUCAAACUUCUUCCGAUAUUAAAUGAACUGAGGAAAGGAUCAAUAAACUAUGCAGAUCUUGGGGUACAAUUAGAUGUUUUCGACGAGCAAAGAGAAAAUGAUGAAUCACAAAUUUUAGAUGUACCUUUUCGUGGAGUUGAUAUAAACUCUCAUGUGGAUGUUUUUUACGCUAUCUUAAAACAGGUAGCAGAUACUCCACAAGAAAUACCAUUCUUGAGCAUCCUCCAGCAUCUACUCAGGAUCGAUCCCAAAGAAGCCGUUAGCGAUAUCGUCUGGGAUACGGCCGAAACGCUGGUACAUCGUUCGACAUUACUCGAGAACCGGCAGGACGCGUCACGCCUGUUACGCUCUCCGAGCGUUCUCGGUCAAAGUCAACCUAGGGAUGUGGGUUUGCGGGUGUGCUGUUGUGGGCGCAAACAGUCAUUGGGCCCAUCAAACGUGACUUCACCCACGUCGGCCACCCCUCCGCCACCGCCACCUCCACCAUUACCACCUCCUCUACAGUCCUCCGGGAAUCCACCACCACCCCCACCUCCUCCACCACUGUUGAUGGGCGUACCACCGCCGCCGAUACCCCCAGCGCCUUUCUUUCCUCAAAAUCAGCAGCCUACGGCUAUCGAAUUAGCACAACACACAGGAAAAAGAUUCCUCUCGAUGGGCAACAGCGGAUCGGCCAUUACCGUGGACGCGCCUCCACCGCCACCCUCGGUCUCUGUGGUUGCUAAAUUAUUACCUCAACAAGAAACUCCUACGCCUAAAGCCAAAAUGAAAACUAUCAAUUGGAACAAAAUCCCAGAUAACAAAGUCGUUGGACGCCAUAAUAUUUGGUCACUUGUGGCUAGAAGCCAUCAAAAUUCACCCAUGCCAGAUCUUGAUUGGUCAGAAAUGGAAGGUUUGUUUUGUCAACAAGCUCCCACAGCUACAACUAGUCAAAGUGGAGUAUUAAACUUAAGAUUAGGUCAAGAUACUAGUGAAUGUGAAAAAAAACGAAAAGAACCAACAGAAAUUGUUUUAUUAGACGGAAAACGAAGUUUAAACGUCAAUAUAUUUUUGAAACAAUUUCGGAGUUCAAAUGAGGAUAUUAUACAGUUAAUACGUGAUGGUGAUCAUGAUGAUAUAGGGGCAGAAAAACUGCGUGGUUUACUAAAAAUUUUACCAGAGUUAGAUGAAUUAGAAAUGCUUAGGGCUUUCGAAGGAGAUAAAACCAAAUUGGGAAAUGCCGAGAAAUUCCUGUUACAAUUGAUUGACAUUCCCAAUUACAAGUUACGCAUUGAAAGUAUGUUAUUAAAGGAGGAAUUCGCAUCAAAUAUGAGUUACCUCGAGCCAAGCAUUAAUUCAAUGAUCGUCGCAGGUGAAGAUUUAAUGACGAAUAAACGAUUCCAAGAAGUACUAUACAUGGUGAUUUGUGCUGGAAAUUUUUUAAAUUUUGGUGGCUAUGCGGGAAAAGCUGCUGGGGUGAAAUUAAGUUCUUUACAAAAACUCACUGAUAUACGAGCUAAUAAACCUGGUAUGAAUCUUAUCCAUUAUGUAGCACUGCAAGCCGAAAAAAAUAGAAAAGAUUUACUUAAAUUUCCUGAAGAGAUGUCUGUAUUAGAAGAAGCUACCAAAACUACUGUAGAGCAGUUGCAAAAUGAGAUAAAUACUUUAGAUUCAAGGUUUAAAGUUGUACGAAAACAAAUCGAAUUGCCUAAUACUGAGCAAGAUAUUAAAAAUCAAAUGAUAGAAUUUUUAAAGGUUGCUGAAAGACAAGUUGGGGGCUUACAAAGUGAUAUUGCCGAGUUGGAAUCCAUGAGGAAAACAUUGGCCGAUUUCUUUUGCGAGGAUAUUAACACAUUCAAAUUAGAAGAAUGUUUCCGAAUUGUUCAUAGUUUUUGUAUGAAAUUCAGAUUAGCAGUGGCUGAAAAUGAACGAAGAAAAGUACAAGAAGAACAAGCUUUAGUUCGUCGAAAACAAAGAGAAGAACAAUUAGCUGUGAAAAAAAGAUUAUUAACCAAUGAUCAACAAAAUAAUGGCUCUGAUGUUGAAAGUAAUUUAGUUGAUUCAAUUUUGUAUGACAUUCGUUCAGGAUUUCCUCAUAAAAAGAGCUUUGAUAAGGUAUGUUUAAUUAAAUUAAAUAAAAAUAUCAAGUAUUCUAUUUUUAUUCAUUUCCAGGGUAAAAGACCACAUAAUGCAACAAUUGUAACUUCAGAAGAGGAUAAUAUAUCAGUAUCUGGUUCACCAGCUGUAAUUAGACGAAGACUUGGUGUUGUCGAUAACCCUAAUAAAGAAGAUAAUCUAUCUCCCGAUGUUACUCCAAAUGGAAGUUUGCGACGUAGAAGAAGUAGAGUGCCAUCAGAAGAAGACGAAAUAACAUUAAUGGAUUUCUUGCGAACAUCUAAUCAAGAUGCUCCACCUGUAUCAAAUAUUCAAAGAAAAUCAUGGGGUAGUUUAGACCGAUCAUGGGCAAGGAGAUUCAGAGGUAGUGGUAAAAAGAGACCAGACUUAUUAAGUGCUGAUUUUAGCGCUGAUAGAGAACGAGCAAAUUCGCCAUCGCCUGUAGUAGAAACUAAGUCAAUUAUAUCUACUGCAGCAUCAACUCCUGAAGAAGAAUCGAAGCCAAAAGCAUGGAGACAAAAGAUUGAAGCAUGGCUACAAGAGAAUGAAAAAGAAGAUAAAGAUUCUGACGAUUUACGACGCAAGACUCAAAGAAUUCAAAAUAAUAGACGAUCAUUAGAAAAUGACUCUGAAAGUGAUGGCCGUAGUAGUAUUUUGGAUACAUUACCUGAAGGAAAAUUAGCUAAUGCAAAUAAUGAUGGAUAUAAAAGAGUAUAUGCUGAUUGGAGGCCCACUAUUGAUAAAACUGAUGUUGUUGGCGUUAUGGAAGCAAUUGCUGAAGCUCAACCUCCUGUUAAAGAUAAAUCUCAAUGGCGAAAAUCUAACUUAAAUGUACCAAAUACAUCAGAAGAAACUGAUUGUAAUAUCAAAAGAUCUAAAAAACCAACUUAUCUUUCAAAUUUUGAUAAUCAUAGCACACCUUUACAUGCUAUCAAAGAAGAAGAUAAAAGAAAAGGUUUUAUUGAAAAAUUAGGACAGAAUGUAUCUAAUCAAGACCGUUUAACAGUUUAUAUUCGGGGAACAAAUCAACCAGAAAUAAAACCUAAUGUAAGAAGUCCUUCAUCAUUAAGAAAACAAUUGUCUUGUCCAGAUUCGCCGGAAGAAAAAUUAUUACCUCCCUUUGCUCCCCGACGAAAAACCUCAGAUUCUACUAAUCCAGGGGAUGUAACUGAUAAAAUUGACAUAGAUUCAGAUAAUAUAGAAACACCACCGACAUCGCGUAGACAAAUUGUAAAACCUCAGUCAAUUCCAUUAAAAAUUCAAACGGUCGAAGAAGAAAAUCUAGGAGAUGGUCAAUUUGAUAGAUUUUCAGCAGCCAGGCGUACUCGGAGAUAUAGAAAAACUACAGAAGAUGAAGGUCGAAAAUUGGAAGGAUACGAAUCACCAAAAGCCAACGAAGAAACAGAUGUUCGAUUAAAAAAGUGGAAAGAUAAACUAAUGUAUAAAACAACUGAUGAUGAUAAUAAAGAAUUUUCUAGAAAUCGGUUAUACUCAUCUAUGCCCAGAACAACUAGAAACCAAAGUGUUGUAGAUCAUGGUGAUAUUAUGAAAGCUGUCAAAAUUUAUGGACAACUUUCUCCUGAAAAAAGUAUUAUAGAGCCAAAAGCUCUAGAUAGAGUGACUAAGAUAAAUCUUCAUGAUAAUGAUGAAUCAUCAAUACAUUUAAAAAGUGAGUUCAUUCCAGAGAUCAGAGUACAAGCUUUAACACCACCUAUAAAAAUUAGAACUGAACACGACUUAAAUGAUGAAGGUUUUGAAGAAUCUGUGAGUUUGAUGUCUGCUGAGUCACUAAGUCAGGAGACUUCUUCAGGUAACUUUGAAACCGAUAAACAAAUUCCAAAAACGAUUGCAAGAGCUGAUAGUAGUGGCAGUAAUGAUACUAAUAGUAGCAGUGGACCUGUUGUCCCUACUUUAAGAAAAACAAAUUCUCUUAAGUCAUCCAUUAAACCUAUAGUAGUAAGAAAAACUGAGUUGCCAAAACGUACAAGUAGUUUUAGAACUCCUCAAACUAUUCAGAAACCAAUGGUGAAAGCUAUUCCAUCAACCAAACCUAUAACAAAAUCAACGGCUGUUCAAAAGCCAAUUGUUCAAAAGCCAAUCACAACUAGAACAACAAGUGCACCAAAGCCUGUUGAAAGGUCAAGUUCUAAAAGUAGCUUGCGUAGCUCUAGGAGUUCGCUUAAUAGCUCAAACUCUGUUAGCACAGUCAAAAAGAUUCCCGGUAUUGCGACCUACACACGAGCUAUCAACGAUCUGACAACAGAUUUGAAAUCAAAAAAACCACUGAAUGCAUUACAACAGCACAACCGUGAUACACCUAUGGCUAGCAGAAGCAGUAGCAGUGGUAGUAGCAUUGCAGUUCCUGUCAACAAACCAAAGCCAAAACCGUUGAGCACUAGUUUUAAAGAGAACCAAGGCAGAUCCGGUAUGACAGGAAUGUCACCCUCCAGAAAAUCAUUAGGAUUUAUGAGACCAACUGCGUCUAGUACCGCAAAAGACUUGGUUGACAAUGGCAAACCAAUGCCUUUAGUCAAAAAAAAUUUUAAGUAGAUGUUUAAAAUAUAUUAAUAUAUUAUAUUAAAGUUGUCAAUUGUUACCAUACACAAUUUAUACCCAAUACACUUUUUACUAUGAAUUAUUAUUUAUUGUAUAGGUGAAUAUAUCAUUGUACCUAUAAUACUUAUUAAU